UGGGAUUACAGGUGUAAGCCAUCAUGCCUGGCCCCUUAUAGUUUUAUAUGAAUUUUAGAAUCAACUGUCAACCGCUGCAAAAGAAAGGAGCCGACAUAUGAUAGGCAUUGUGUUGAAUCUAUAAAGCAAUUUUACAAAAGGAAACUUUUCCAGUUCAUCGACCCCAGUAAUACACAUUCCUUACCUUUGUGCACCCUCAAACCCAACAGAAGCUACUUGGGCAUUAGUUGCCUCUUGAUAGAAAGGUAUUCUACCUUUUCCAGUCUGCUUAAUAAUCUUAUACUUAUAAAGCAGUUUAUAAAUAUGAAGUAUGGUGUUAGAAGCCAAUUCUUGGCUUACUCAUUGGGUACCUAGUCAUCUCAUAAGAAAAUCAAUUUAACAUACUCCACAUGAUGUAUGUAAAAAGUAUAAUAAUCCUUGAGUUUAAGUUUGGGUAUGAGUUUUGCGUAUGUUACUACCUACAAAUAUGACUGUUAUUAAAAUGACCUUUUAUGAAACCUGGAAAGAUUAAGCCAACCAUCUGCCUGUCAAUUGCACAGCCCAAGAUUGUCAAGUACUAUUGGCUAUCAAACACAACUAACACAAGAAUUUUUGCCAGUCUAUUUAAUUUAUCACUAUAUGCUAAGCUAUAUAUCACUUGGAUCGUUUCUUUCCGUUUUGAUUUAGGAUUACAUUUUAAUUAAGAAUACAUUUCUACCUUUAGAGGGCACUCAUAACAUACAGCACCUAGACAUCCAAAAUAAGCAGCUCUACCAGGAAUAGAACAUGAAAGAUCUGUGGAUAAGCUACUGAUCCACAAAGCAGAUAAUCCUUUUGCUUUCAUUAGUGUAACUUUCCGAGGAGGCUCCCCACAGACUCAGAGCCAGCCCAGCAUUAACCAAACAAAGAGAAACAGAGUGGAUCCUGUGCUAAUAUUGGGAAAACCAGGCAACAGGACUCAUUUGGGGCCUUUAUUGUGAAAACAUGCCCCAGCUUUCCCAAGAUAACCAAGAGUGCCUCCAGAAACAUUUCUUCAGGCCAUCUAUAUGGACACAGUUUCUGCCCCUGUUUAGGGCUCAGAGAUAUAAUGCAGACAUUCACCAAAUCACAGAAAAUGAAGGAGACCCCAGGGCCGUUCCUGAUAUCAAGCCCUUCCCGCCUGCACAGCUCCCAGACUCGCCUGCCGCCCCGAAGCUGCUCGGCCUCCUUUAUAGCCCGCUUUCCAGCCUCACAAGGUUCUUCUCUCACCUUCUCCGGCGACCCCCUCCCGAAGCUCCCCGGAGGCGCCCGAACUUCUCCCCCCUGCUUCCCGCCCUGCCGGCCGCCCGGCUCUCGCGGGGGCACGAGGAGCUGCCAGGCCGCCUCUCGCUCCUGCUCGGGGCGGCGCUGGCACUGCCCGGCCGACCCUCGGGGGGUCGUCUGCUGAGGCCCGCCCGUCCGGUCGGCAAGCCCAGGGAAGAAGACGCCACCGCUGGGCAGAGCUCGCCCAUGCCGCCGAUGGGAUCAGAGCGGAUGGAGAUGCGGAAGCGGCAGAUGCCCCUCGCCCAGGACGCACCAGGCGCCGCCCCAGGCCAGCCCGGAGCGGGGAGUCGCGGGUCUAACGCAUGCUGCUUCUGCUGGUGCUGCUGUUGUAGCUGCUCAUGUCUCACUGUUAGAAACCAGGAAGAUCAGAGGCCCACAAUAGCUUCCCAUGAACUCAGAGCAGACCUUCCAACCUGGGAAGAAAGCCCUGCUCCUACUCUGGAAGAAGUCAAUGCCUGGGCUCAGUCAUUCGACAAAUUAAUGGUCACUCCAGCAGGAAGGAAUGCAUUCCGUGAAUUCCUCCGAACAGAAUUCAGUGAAGAAAAUAUGCUCUUCUGGAUGGCCUGUGAGGAACUGAAAAAGGAAGCUAAUAAAAACAUUAUUGAAGAGAAAGCAAGGAUAAUCUAUGAAGACUACAUUUCUAUACUUUCUCCUAAGGAGGUGAGCUUAGACUCCCGGGUGAGAGAAGUCAUCAACAGAAACAUGGUGGAGCCAUCCCAACACAUAUUCGAUGAUGCUCAACUUCAGAUUUACACCCUGAUGCACAGAGACUCAUAUCCUCGAUUCAUGAACUCUGCUGUCUAUAAGGACUUGCUUCAGUCCUUAUCGGAGAAAUCCAUUGAAGCAUAGGAUUUUUCAAAUAUAUUUAUUAUUAAUAAAAUAAUAAAAGAACUCAUGGGCUACAUCUAGCACAGGGAAUUUAGAGGUUGUAGCAUCUUCUGCUGGGGUAAUACUCAGGCUAUUCUAAUAACAGAUGAUUCCUUCAACAGACUGCUAUAUAUUCACAAUGUAAAUUGCAGCCACCUUUAGUGAUACUUUUGAAACAAAAAAAAAGGGAUAUGGCUGUUGUAGAAAGAUAGCGUAUUUGCAUUUACAGUAACAGUAGCAUGUUGUCAGUGGCGAAGGCUACACAGAAGGCUCCUUGCUGCCCGGAGCAGGUACAUCCGCCAGAGUAAAGGGAACCACUUUUGUUUUGCAUGAAUUUGGUAAUUGAUUACUCUCUCCCCAAAGAAAAGGCAUUCAGGUGUUUCUCAACGACCUCUUCCAUCCAUCAAGCUCGGUUUGAAUACUUCACUUACCAGUGCCAUUACAGGACCCAAAUUCACAGUUCAUAAAGAUGUGACCACUACAUGUAAAAAUAGCAUUCCACUUGAUCUUACAGUAUGUAUGUAUGUAUGUAUGUAUGUAUGGAGAUACAUAUGUGUGUGUGUGGAUCUCUACAUGGUUAAUGUAAAGCACUGUGCUCUGAAGUGGAUCAGUCACAAGUGUCUGGUUAACAGAAGCAGUGCUUAGAAAAUUCUUUUGUUGAAAACAGUUACUGUUAUUUUAUUAUCAGAAUUUGCCAACCUAAAGAAUGAAUUUUAAAAUUCGUAACUUGGUCAUGUUCACAACAAAACUGUCAAAUAAGCAUAUUUCCAUUUUUAUUACUGAAAGAAACAUGGGCAUUUUUCAUUCUUUAAAGAAAUAAAGCACAAGAAUUUUACCUCAA
This is a messenger RNA of Chlorocebus sabaeus (green monkey), 2989 nucleotides long. RefSeq names its product regulator of G protein signaling 20 (gene RGS20). The record is from RefSeq and is a predicted model, not a curated record. Lineage: Eukaryota; Metazoa; Chordata; Mammalia; Primates; Cercopithecidae.